AUGGUUGACAAGUCUGCGAUCCGGAUCCGCCCAUACACAGAAGCAGACCGGGGCCAAGUCCACGAGACCCUCUUCCUAGGCUUUUCCAUGGUCGGCGACCGCAUCGUCCAAAAGACCGUCCGCCACCGCACCACCGCCCUCUCCAUCCUCACCAAAUCCGUCAUCUAUACCCUCGUCCUCGAACUCCUCCUCGUCACCCUCUCCGCCGUCGGCAACAACUCCACCACAGGAACAGGAAUAGGAGGAAUGAUGGGUGAUUUCACGGCGCUGCAGGAGGCAUUGAUGGAACCUACGACUGUCCAGGGGAUGGUGGGUCAGUUCUUGAAGCCCUCGUUCUUGCUGUUGGGAGCUGGGAUUACAGUCUUGGUGACGCUGGCGACGCUUUAUUCGAUCUAUUCCCGUAACCUGAAGGAAACUCAGGCCUAUAUCCAAGGUUGUUUGGAUGAGGAUCUGGGCGAUAUUGUUGCCUACUACCAAAAGGACGUCUCUACUGUCGAGAAGCAGGACAAGGACAGCAAGGCAAACGGGAACAAAACGGGACAGCAGACCAAGAAGAAGAACAGAUCGCAGUUUUGGGUUGCAUGCCUCGAAUCCCACCCGCAACUGGUCCUGGGCUGCAUCUCCCUCGACGACGUGGCAUUCCACUCUGAAUCCCUUCUCUCCAAGCACCUCAAACAAGGUUCUCCCGCCACUUCUUUCGAAGAGCCCUCAGAAUUCGAUGCCGAGUUACGCCGUCUCUCAGUCCACCCCAACUACCGUCGUCUCGGUAUCGCCAAACUCCUGAUCCAGACCUUGAAGGACUCUGCAAAGAAGCAAGGGUUCAAGCGAGUGAUCUUGUCGACGACGAUUCACCAGAGCGAGGCCUUGGUGGGGUAUAUUCGAUUUGGAUUCGAGCGGGAAAAGUUGGUAAGGAUCUCAGAGUUCUUUACGCUUUGGUAUGGUUCUUUGAAGCUUAAUGCCACGGCCAAGGAGGUUGAGGAGCAGAAAGAGAAUCAGGCGUUGUUUUUGAAGGAGGUUGGGUUGUUGAACUGA
Molecule: messenger RNA, 1032 nt
Organism: Linnemannia hyalina
Lineage: Eukaryota; Fungi; Mortierellomycota; Mortierellomycetes; Mortierellales; Mortierellaceae
Source: the annotation of a GenBank genome assembly